UGUACUGACCAUUUGUUCAUUCCUCAAAACAACAAAUCUUGUGGCCUUUGCAAGCAAGCUAGGCGCCUCACGUAUUAUAUGGCAAUCAACAAACUGCUCGUUUACAACGUCUAGAUAGGCGCCUCCCGUAUUUGCAAUCUCCAUGGGCCACCACCAGGCACAUUUGUCAUUUUUGUUUCUCCCAGACGAAACAAUGUAUAAAUUUCAAACUUUGCAGGACAACAAAACAUUCUAAUUACUAUGCGGGAAAAACUUUCAGAUUUUUUCAUGCAUUUAAAAUGCUAAAACUUAUUUUUUUAAUCAUAAAAAUCCUCAUUUUGUAUACUUAUAUUGGUCCAAAAAAUCUGAAACUUUUUUCACACAUUGAAGUUGUAAAGUUUGUUUGAUCUGCAAAGUUUGAAGUCCAUAUGUUCUUUCAUUUGAGAGAAACAAAAAAGAGAAAUCUUCUUGUUGCAAGUUAGUUGAAGAGUACGGAUCUCGACGCAAUGUUGAAGGGCUGAAGAUAAGAGGUUCCAUGUAGCUCGACCUACAGAGGAACUUUGCCAACUUUAUUUUCCUAAAUAUGACAUUGUAUCCAACACAUGCAUGAUGUUGGAAAUAGAUAACGACUGAACUUUACUAUAGGCCAUCAUGACGUUGUUUUAAUGUUUUCACAUGUCAAUGUCCAAGCUAAUAGUUUUCAACGCCUUUGUAAACAUUGUAAAUAUGAUGGCCAUGCAAAUGCGUGUGCGGUCGGUCUAGUUAAGUGCUAACUGUAUCAAAUGUGGUGACAACCAGACACUCAUGGAGGGAGAAGAUACAUGCCCAUAUGACGCCUUUUAUGCGAGCAAGGAAGCAGAAACGUGGAGAAGCAAUGCUCUGCUAACGGUGGAUGCUAUAUUGGUGGUAAUCAUGGUUGGAAUAGGUGCAUAUGGCCAUCACUAUCGCCACCGCCCCUUCACCCGCUUCCUCUAUGAUGGAGCCACGUCAUUGUUCCUACCAAUCAUGUCAUAUGUUGUCUCUGGUAUUGGUGGCACUUAUAUGACCGCCUUCACAAAUGCUCAUAGUGCAAUCCUAGUCGGGGAGUGUCAGGCAGCCUUUACCACACGCCUAGUCAUAGGAUGGGCUUGCCUUGUUCAAAUUGUUGCCAUAAACAUCAGCGUUGUAGUUGCCGGCGAUGAGAGAGAAGGCCGAAACACUGGCCCUUCAGUGGUUCUGCUUGUCCAAGCAAUGUGGACCUGUUACCUUGCGAUCUACUACGCAGGAUUAGAUAUAGAUACAUUUGGGUUUGUGUUCAAGACUUUUGCAGCCAGAAUGUCUUCAUUGUUGGGAUUUCUUUACCUUGGGACAUUUGUCAUCAUCUUCGCCAAAAUGACCUUCAAGUUCCAUGCGUUUUAUAAAGUUCGGAGAUCAAUUGCUCUUGGACUCAACCCCCGUCUUGUUGUUGGAUAUAUGGAGCAGCUGAAUAAUAGAAGUCAACCCAGUGAGCGUGCACCUCCUCCACUCCUGGUUAUGGGUGAGGAGACUUCCCGGGUAAAGAAGCAACCUCGUGGUUACUGCUUUGUACGCAUGUCCGAGGAAGCUAGGACAAACAACAUGCUAGUGACCAUCGACAAAAUUUGGCUAUUAGAGGACAUGCUUUUGGGGUCAUCAACACGACUCAAAGAUGUGUGCCUCUCCUUUACAUUGUUCAAGUUACUGCGAUGUAGAUUUGCAAGGUACACUAUUGCCGAGGCUGGUUUUCACAAGGUUAAUAACUUUUUCUGGCGAGUGUUGCUAAAGGAUGGUGACGACGAGAGGGUAUUCAGGGUCAUUGCGGACGAGCUUUCUUUUCUUUAUGAUUAUUACUAUUCAUCUCUCUCAAUCUCAUAUCCAAGUCGCCGGAUGUCCAUCUUGAGCAUCAUUAUCUCCCUCCUAAGCAUCGGUGGUUGUUUGUCUCUUAUGUUUGCACUGCGUGGUUACUGGUCGUAUGCGUCUCAGUUCGUGUGUGAGGUAAAUUGCCCUGCAACACACGAUAAGUUGGAGUACCUUGGUUUCGGGAAUUAUUAUAUUGAUCAUGUGCUAGUGCAUUUACUUGCUGCACUGGUAGUGCUUACUGAAGCAAGGGACAUCGCUUCUUACAUCUGCUCUAAUUGGACUAAAGUGGCCCUUAUCUGCGGCUACGUGAAGCAUGCUUCUUGGCAACAAUCACGUGCCUGGCGAGGAUGCGUCAGCCGUGUGUUGCAGUGCAGAUGCAAGCUGUUUAAGAUCUGGGAGGACAAAAUGAACCAGUGCUCAAUUCUCAUGCUCCGCCCAGCGAAAACACCUUUGGCUUUUCUUGGGCGUCUCAUCAAUACACCGCAACGAAAGAAGAAGAUACCAAGAGCGGUGAAGGCCUCUAUCAUCAACGCACUCAGAAGCUACGAGGAGAGUCGCCGAACCAAUGGCAUGGCAUCUAUGCCUAGGAGCUUGCAAGUUGGUGAGGAGCUCUGCUGGAUGUUCGAUGAUGAAGGUACAUGCGAUACUAUGCUUGUGUGCCACAUCGCUACGAGCAUCCUAGAAGUGAGAUCACACCAACACCAGCCUUUUUCGAACCAUAGGAUUACUGCCACUCACUUAUCACGAUAUUGUGCAUAUUUGGUGGCAUACUCACCUGAGCUGCUCCCUGACGACGAUGCUUGGUGCAAGAGCUUGUACGAGGCCGUCAAGAAGGACGCUGACCGUGCCCUCGCCGGUGGCAUUCGGGCGUCAACGCCUGAAGCAGAGUACCACCAGUUGGUCGAGCUGCUCAGUACAAGGCCAAUGCAUGAGGUGCUUCAGAAGGGUGUGGAGCUUGGGAAGCGUUUGGCGGGGAUGAUUGAAAGAGAGGAUACAAUUUGGGAGGUUCUUGCGGGCUUUUGGUCAGAGAUGAUCCUCUAUGUUGCUCCGUCGGAGAACAUCAAUGGGCACGCGGAGGCCAUUGCCCGGGGUGGUGAGCUAAUAACGCUCCUCUGGGCACUGCUCGCGCAUGUCGGUAUCGUCGGCAGGUCCCACAAUGCCCCGGUCAGUGCUUCUGAUGUUGUCUAAGUGUAUGUUAAUUCACUGUGUUGGCCUCGUUGUUUUACAUUAUUAAUCACAUAAUAAAUGUUUCCUAGA
Messenger RNA from Triticum dicoccoides, 3093 nucleotides. RefSeq lists its product as uncharacterized. NCBI's taxonomy places the organism in Eukaryota, Viridiplantae, Streptophyta, Magnoliopsida, Poales, Poaceae. The record is from RefSeq and is a predicted model, not a curated record. The transcript has 2 exons. The coding region runs from base 784 to 3024 and encodes 746 amino acids.